Messenger RNA from Lates calcarifer (barramundi perch), 2341 nucleotides. RefSeq names its product CD82 antigen. Gene Ontology annotation, cellular component: membrane. Lineage: Eukaryota; Metazoa; Chordata; Actinopteri; Centropomidae. The record is from RefSeq and is a predicted model, not a curated record. The coding region runs from base 211 to 978 and encodes 255 amino acids. The transcript is spliced from 9 exons.
UUGCUGCCUGCUCGUCUUCUGAGCUCCAGUCUGCAGACUCUCAGACUCUACGCUGCCGCUGCCGCCGCUUUGUUGUCCCUGUCGAGCCGGAGGUCACUCAGUCCGAGCAGGAGUCCGCUCAGAGCGCGCACAGGACCCGCACAGCUACAGCCCGCGAUACCCGCAACACCUUCACCGCAGUUCUGAUCGAAAAAACACACAUAAGGCACCAUGGGGAAAGGCUGUGUGACAGCGACCAAGUACUUCCUGUUCCUCUUCAACCUCAUCUUCUUUCUGUUCGGGGCCGUCAUCAUGGGCUUCGGACUCUGGCUCCUCCUGGACAAUCAGAGCUUCAUCGUCGUCCUGAAUAACUCCACAGCUGUUAAGGUGGCUUGCUAUAUCCUGAUCGGAGUCGGAGCUUUCUCCAUGCUCAUGGGCUUCCUCGGCUGUUUGGGGGCCAUUUAUGAGAUCCGCUGUCUGCUUGGCCUGUACUUCACCUGUCUCCUGCUCAUUCUCAUCGCUCAGAUAGCAGCUGGUGCUCUGAUCUACUUCCAGAAGGAUGUGUUAAACAAGGAGAUGUCCAAGAUCGUCACUAAGGUGCUGGACAACUACCCCGGCAACAACUCCACCACAGAGCAGGCCUGGGACUUCAUCCAGAGGAAUAUGGGGUGCUGUGGCUGGAUUGGUCGUACAGACUGGAACGGUAACAUGGUCAUCGUCAACAGCUCCCAGCUGCUGUUUCCCUGCUCCUGCCAGAACAUCUCGCUGGCCACCGGAAACUUCUCUGAAAGCGGAUUCUGUGAGGCUCAGACGCCCGACUGGCCUGUAUACGAUGUGGGCUGUGCUGACAGCGUGGAGAGCUGGCUCCUCACCAACAUUGGGGUGGUGCUGGGUAUCUGCCUCGGAGUGGCUUUCGUUGAGCUGCUGGGGAUGAUCCUGUCCAUCUGCCUGUGCAGGAACAUUCACACAGAAGAUUACACCAAAGUGCCAAAGUACUAAAGCUCGAUGGAGGAAGUCACGUGAUCGAACUGCAGGUGCACAGAAAGAGGAAGCGGGAGUAAAAAUAAUGAAAUUUUCCAACCUACAUUUGGUGAAACAUUGUGUCUAAAUGUAAAAUGUGUGUUUGCUUUAUAUUUUGUUGGAUUUUUCUUCUUUUGAGGCACUUCCAUCUGUUUUUUUUGUCAGUCCAGUUUCUUUGGAGCACUUUAGAGACUUAGUUUUGAUCUUUGGGUCAGAGAACGAUGCUGAAAUGUUUGUGAAAUUUUCGAUCAGAGGAACUUCAAGGAAAUUGAGUUGUUGAAAUAAGAUGUGAUGGAUGAGGAGAAAGAAUGAAAUAUGAGGUACAUGUUCCCUCUCUCCUGCCUGUACAUGCUCUCAGGCUCAGAUUACAGUGUCGCUGGUUUCCAUAACAUCUGUUUAUCUGUAAAUUAUCGCUUUAUGGUUUUAGUUUCCCUAAAAAAUCUGAAGAUGAAUCAUGUUUUUGUCUUUAAAGACAGAAGCAAAGCUAAGUUGUUUUUUUUUUUUUUUGUUGUUUUUUUUGUGAGAGUCUGCAUGACAACUGAUUUGGACAACUGGAAAAUCCACCUAAGUGUUUUUUUUGUUUGUUUUCUUUUUUUCUUUUUACACACCAGCGUUUUUAGUUUUGGUGUUUUUAGUACUUUGUAUAUAAUUUUAGUCAUUAUUGUGUGACUUUGAAUCCAAAAAAUCCUGCCAGUUUUUUCUUUAGCAGCUGGUCUCCCCCUGAAUUUUUUAAAUGUUGUUUUUCUUAUAUUCAUUUUCUUAAUUUUGAAUUGUCAGGAUUUUAUUCUGGAAAUAAUAGAAAUAAUGAGAUACUAAAGAGGAACAUUUAUGAUACUUGUUUUCUAAAAGUAUCACUCUCAGUUCACAACUGUCUUUUGACAAGCAGAAAUAAGACUCUUUUUUUUAAAUAUAGCUUUAAGUUCAUGUACAAGCCCAUAUUCUGCCCACAUAACCUAAAGUGUUUGAGGAGUGAAAUGUUUCUUUUUAACCACUUUUGAAGUUUGUGAAAAGUUCAAAUUUAUACAACAGAUUAUUUUGGAGCAGAAGAAAUAUUUUUUCGAGGAGAUCCAUCUUGAAAAUGAAAUUUGUUUAUACAGAAAAAUAAUUAGAAAUGAAUUUAUGUACAAUUUUAACACUCAGCCAAGACAUUGUGUUGUUUUUAUAAUAUGUACAAAUCCACUUUCCUGUUUUCUUUCUAUGUACAGUCUAUGAAAAACAUUCCAUUAACCUUAUAAUGGUUUUUAAAACUAGAUGGACUUCUGGUACUGUAGCUAGCUGGAUUAGAAAGUGUGUACUCACAACAUUCAUUCUAUUUCAUUUUGCCAAUAAACUGAUUACAGAA